AUGGCUCCAUUCGGUAGCAAGGUUCCGUUGGCCGAGCCCUCGUGGUACCAGAACCUCAACACGCCGUACUACAACGCUAGCCACGUCGCGUGGCGUGCCAAGCUCCGCGACUUUUUCGAGAAGGAGGUUGAGCCGAUCGUCGACGACUGGGAUAAACAGGCGUCCAUGAACAACCACGCCGCGUGCGGCGAGUACGUCAAGCGCAUGUACGCCAAGUCCGCCCAGUACGGCAUCCUGCCCGCGUGCGUGGGCAAGCCGUGGCCGGGUAAGUACACGAGCGCCGCCGAGCCGGAGGGGUACGAUUACUUCCACGAGCUCAUCAACGUCGACGAGGGCACCCGCGCGGGCGGUGGCAUCGCGUGGGCCAUGAUGGGCGGCCUGGGCAUCGGCAUGCCGCCCGUCCUCAACUUUGGCGUCCCCGGCGAUCGAGCUCUGCAGGAUCGCGUCGUGCGCGAGUGCCUCGCGGGCGAGAAGAUAAUCUGUCUCUGCAUCACCGAACCCGGCGCGGGUUCCGACGUCGCCAACCUCGCGUGCACCGCCGAGGACAAGGGCGACCACUUCCUCGUCAACGGCAACAAGAAGUGGAUCACCAACGGCAUCUACGCCGACUACUUCACAGUCGCCGUGCGAACCGGCCCGCCGGGCUCUGCGCACAAGGGCCUCUCCAUGCUGCUCAUCGAGCGGAACUCCUCCCCGGGGAUCACCACCAGCAAGAUGGACUGCAUGGGCGUGUGGCCCAGUGGCACCACCUACAUCGAGUUCGACAACGUCAAGGUGCCCAAGAAGAAUGUCGUCGGCAGGGUCGGCGACGGGUUCAAGCAGAUCAUGUACAACUUCAACCACGAGAGGUGGCUCCUCGCCGCGCAGGCUGCGAGGAUGGCCAGGACCUGCGUCGAGGAGUCCAUCGCGUUCGCGCGAUCCAGGCGCACCUUCGGUAAGUUCCUCAUCGAGCACCAGGCGAUCCAGCACAAGAUCGGCGAGAUGGCGAGGCAGUGCGAGGGCCUCCAGGCGUGGCUCGAGAACGUUACGUUCCAGAUGAACACAAUGUCCAAGGAGGAGCAGAACCGCAAGCUCGGCGGGCACAUCGCGCUUCUAAAGCUUUCGUCCUCGAGAGUCGCCGAAUUUUGCGCUUCCAACGCCAUGCAAGUCCUCGGCGGUGCGGGGUACACCCGCAGCGGCAAGGGCACCAAGGUUGAGCGCAUCUACCGCGAGGUCAAGGCUUACGCCAUCCCGGGCGGAAGCGAGGAGAUCAUGCUGAACCUGGCCGCGGGUCAGUUCGGGUUCGUCACGCGCAGGGCGCCGGAUCCGAGGGACAAGAUCAUCAAGCAGCUGAAAGAUGAGCUCAAGCGCGUCCACUCCAAGAUCUGA
Micromonas commoda is the source of this 1368-nucleotide messenger RNA. RefSeq lists its product with no specific name. NCBI's taxonomy places the organism in Eukaryota, Viridiplantae, Chlorophyta, Mamiellophyceae, Mamiellales, Mamiellaceae. Gene Ontology annotation, molecular function: flavin adenine dinucleotide binding; oxidoreductase activity, acting on the CH-CH group of donors. The transcript has 2 exons. Bases 1 to 1368 code for a protein of 455 amino acids. The record is from RefSeq and is a predicted model, not a curated record.